UAUCCUUCCAUAGUUUGAAUCAGUGUUGAUCAGUACACAUGCAGGGAUUUAAACUCCAGCCCUGAAUUCCUUUGAUUCAGUCAAAGUCAACAAUACUAUACACCUUGUAGUUAUGUAUACAGGAAAUACUGAUUAAUAAUAAGUGAAUGUUAUACAUAGCAACACUGCUAACCAUUUAAUAUUGUGGUUAUGGUUAAUUACCUUUUAAUGUACAUUAUACUUUUAUGUACUUUAUUAGAUGAUGAUCCUGCUAGUCAGAUACUCCAGCAUUACAGUGAUAGAAUAUCACAAGUAUCUCUCAUUGAUAGUUGUAUCCAGUUGUUAUAUACAGAAGGAUUAAUCACUGAGGAUACACAAAGGAAGAUUGAGAGAUGUGGUGGCUCAUUAAGUGAUACAUUAAGAGAAUUAAUGAUUGCAGUAUCUGAUGAUCACAGUAAGCUGAGGUCACUAGGAAAUAUAUUAAUGGAAUUAGAAGAAACUAAACCUUUAGCUCAAGAUAUUAUUAAAGAUUGUGAUGAAAUUAUUAAUAAGCCACUGAUUACAGCUGUAGUUAAACCAGUUACUAGUACAGUCAGUCAUGAUCAGUCUACAGUAUCAGCUGGUGAGCUCUUCUUUAAUGCAGCACAUAAACCAGUUUUUAAUGAGAUCAGAGGAAGUUUUGGUAUCCUUCGGGAUGAGCUGGUUCCAUUAAUUACUCAAUCAAUUCCAUCAGUUGCAAAAAUGAAGUCAUUCCUUCAACUGUCCUUCCCUGAAAUGAGCCGUGACCUGUCUAACGCUGAUAGUAUUGAUGACAUUAUGAAUGUUGUAGUGAAGAAUUGCCGAGUGAAUGACAUUUCAAUAAUUAAAACAAUUGUGAAACGAUUUAAAGUCACUGAAGCAAAACCACUGAUAUCAGAAUAUGAAGAUGAAGUGAAGACAGUUUGUGGAUCAUUGAAGGAUUUCCUCAGUCAGAAUCAACCCAAGCAUUUUCUCAUUUGUGAAACAAUUCAGUUUACUUUGGGAUGGGAACCAGAUGAGCACUCACUUGAUGACAUACGUAAUCUCUUAGAGGAAGCAUUUAAAGAAUUAAACAAGAGAAUUAUCGUACGAAGCAUUCAUC
This is a messenger RNA of Amphimedon queenslandica, 1099 nucleotides long. RefSeq lists its product as uncharacterized. Lineage: Eukaryota; Metazoa; Porifera; Demospongiae; Haplosclerida; Niphatidae. The annotation marks the transcript as partial. The transcript has 3 exons. The record is from RefSeq and is a predicted model, not a curated record.